Molecule: messenger RNA, 2763 nt
Organism: Neohortaea acidophila
Lineage: Eukaryota; Fungi; Ascomycota; Dothideomycetes; Mycosphaerellales; Teratosphaeriaceae
Exons: 1
Coding region: 1-2763 (920 amino acids)
Cellular component (GO): actin cortical patch
Molecular function (GO): phosphatidate phosphatase activity
Source: RefSeq, a predicted model, not a curated record
AUGGCCUCUGUCGGACCUGGCGGUGCGUAUGACUUGUCGUGGCUGCAGGGAGGGAGUGAGCCGGGGACAAGGAGGAAGAAGAUAGCAGGCUAUCUCAAGGCUGCCAACGAGCUGCGUCAAUCGUAUAUGAGUGGCGAUGACGGAGCAAGCGGAAGCAAGGGCCUGCAUGACGAGUACGGCGCCGAAGGUCCUGGGCCUUUUGAAGAUGCCUCGAUUGUGCGGAGCGGCAACGAAGAGAUGAUUCUGUUUCCGAGCUAUGCCAGGAGACAUGUGAAGCGGAAACACCAGGCGCCUCCGGCAUCGGGCGACGUCAAUGACCAAGAGUAUUGGCGUAGGGAAUGGGAAAGACAGGAAGAUGAUAAAGCCAUUGUGGAUGUUGAUGUCCGGGGAUGGAUCUACACUCCACACAAAGGGCCUCUCAAUCGAAAGCAGCGUUUGACUUUAGGUGUCGCAAGACAAAUCGCUGGUCUUCCGGCACCGACUUCCUCAAAACCCGGCGAAUUGUCCCAGGCAUCGAGUCGAACAUCCAGCCCGGGCUUUGCCUGGAAGCAGGAGGAAGACCUGAUCGCACUGGAAGCCGAGAAGAUCGAGCGGAGGGGGGAGCACGAGCAACGAUAUGCACGGCGUGGAGCCUUCUCUGAAACACCCAAGAAAGACAACGACGGCGACAGCAUCUACACCACGAGGAGCGGCGCAUCUUCGAGAAACCCGUCUCCUGAUCGUGGGAGACAUCGUCUCUCGCAGAUCAGCCUUGCUUCUUCUGUCGAUGACGACGCUACAACGCCUGUUCCCCCUCCUCAUCACCAAUCCUCUUGGACGGAUCCGGCGAAAAUGGCGGGCUCGGAAUUGGCCACUGCUCAUUCUCGUCUCUUGAAUCGCUUCAAGCCGUUCCUGGCAAAUCCGCUCAUAAAUGCACCAGUCAAGGCGUUCUUCUUCAAUACCACAACUUCGCGCGAACUCACCGUCUACACCAAUCCCUCGGGGCAUUUCACCUGCCGUGCUGCGCUCGAUUUCAUCCCCACCCAUGUUCGAGUCCUUGCUGCGGAGCGUCUGUCGGCAACCGAGGAGGUUCACAUCAUCUCUCCAACCGGCGUGAGCUUGAUCAGUGAUAUUGAUGACACCGUCAAGCAUUCCGGAGUCAGUACGAAUGCUCGAGAGAUUUUCCGCAACACCUUCAUCCGAGAAUUGAGUGACCUCACCAUUGACGGCGUACGAGAAUGGUACAACACUCUUCACGACAUGGGUGUGUCCAUCCACUACGUCUCAAACUCGCCUUGGCAGUUAUAUCCAGUGCUCACCACCUACUUCAAAAUGGCGCAUCUCCCCAAAGGCUCCUUCCAUCUCAAGCAGUACUCUGGCAUGUUGCAAGGUAUCUUUGAGCCGGUUGCGGAGCGGAAGAAAUCCAGUCUGCAGAAAAUCAUACACGACUUUCCAGAGCGCAAAUUCGUCUUGGUUGGCGACAGCGGCGAAGCCGACCUCGAGGUAUACACUGACAUCGCUAUGGAAAAUCCCGGAAGAGUCUUGGGCAUUUUCAUUCGAGAUGUGACCACGACCGUCAAGACGGGCUAUUUUGACCCCUCGAAUGGCCCCUCUGGAGCGAGUCCGUAUGGCCGUCCGAAGGCCAGGCGUACAAACACCGAUGGCUUGACAACGUCUAAGAGGCUCUCUCGACCGCUCGAUGCGCAAGACGACGAUGCAGAGCUGCGAGCGGCGAUUGCCGCGUCGCUUGCAGACAUGGAGACAGAGGCACUCCAUGCGAGACAAUCCAUUAACCCGGAUUCACCCUCACCAGAGAAUUUGGCCACACCACGGCCCCAUCUGCCUCCUCGACGCUCCACCGUACGAAUGGUUGGGCCGGCUUCUACACAGUCGGAUACUGAGGACGACCUGAUCGAUUUUAGCGACGAGCAGGCACAGAGCCAUGCCUGGCUAACUCCGCCACCUUCAAACUUUGCUGCAACUCCUGCCAAACUAGAUGGAAGUGCACAAUACAAGCCAUCACCGUCACCUCCCCCGAAACCCCGGAAUUUGCGAAGUCCGUCGCCCACUGCCGAGCCUGUCAAAGUAGCGGCCGACACAUCAAACAAAACACCACCUCCAAGGCCUCGCAAGCCCUCCAGCGCUGUCAAACCUCCGCCACAUUUGAUUGCGCAAGCUUCGCCGCCUCCUCCACCUCCGCCUCCGAGGAGGGCUCAAACUUUGUCGACCAACACGCAACAUCAGCCUUCACCAUUAUCCCAGGUGACACUUCUAUCACCCGAAACCAGGGACCGACCAGCACUGCCGUCGAGACCGAAGGAUGCCGGUACACUAUCUAAAGGCUUCUUCGGCUCUCGUGCAAAUCCUCCCCCGCCUGUGCCUGCAAAGGCAUCAGCUGAUACUGGCAAUGGUCUUCGCGCGUUGUCGACAGUCCCUACAAGGCCCACAGAAAACAUGGGUCCGCUAUCAUCAGCAUCGACCAAAGUUGCGCCUGUUCCUCCUCCGAAGCGCAACAAUGCCGCAAAUGCUAGUCCUUCGACCAAUAAUCGCAAGGCAACGAACCGCGCCUCUGGUGCCUGGAGCGACGCCAGUGGCGGCAGCUUACCCGGCAGUCCCGGCGAGGCUGGCAUGAACAAGAAAGAAUACGCGUGGAAUCAGCGGUGGGCGCGUGCAAAAAGUGUUCUCGAAAGGAACGGAGUCACGCUCCGUACUUGGAGGACGGGGAGCGAUGUCGCAGAUGUAUGCGUGAGGUUGGUCGAGCAGGCGUUCCGGGAGAUGAAAUGA